CAAUUAGCCUAUCAUGUCGUCUUGCAUGUUUGAGGGCUGCUUUCGACAACGUCUGCUCAACUCGACCAAGUGCGAGUUCCACAAGAGCCGUAGCCUCUGCAAGGUGCCUUUCUGUCGCAACCAAGUGUAUGCUCGUCAGCUUUGCGUCGCGCACGGCGGCCGCCGGCCUUGCAUCCAUGCGGGCUGCUCGGCAAAUGCUCGCAUUGGCUCGUACUGCUGCCGCCAUGGGCCCAAAUCGGGGAAGAAGCUUUGUCGCGAGCCUGGCCUGGUCGUCGCCAAGUAUAGCCGUCAUCGCCAACGCCUACGCGCCGUGGGGUUUGUCGACCUCGCAUUUGCCGACCUCUCCUUUGCCGACCUCGCCUUUGCCGACCCGACGCUCCCCAGGAUAUGGCGGCUGCUCACGUCAUCGGCAGUACCCAACCGGUUCCAGUUCAUGCUCACCUACUGGUUCGACAUGCGCGUGGGGCCCAGCACGCUCCAGGCGCCGUCGCCGCUGUGUGGCCCGCUGCCAAGCUCGGCUCUUAAGCCGCCAUGGCUGGUUCGCCUGCACAACGCGACAAAGCUGUUUACCCAAAUGACACCGGCCGAAGCCCGCCGCAGCCGUGUCCCGCCAAGGACACACUUCCAGCUCCCGAUCCGCCAUUUGGACGUCGACGACGACUUUCACACAGCCGCUUUCAGCCGUCGCCUCCGCUGCCGCGCUCCGACUACCCGACGCCAUCUUACCCUACCAAGCUGCCUCUUUUGCCCCGAGCACGAGACGUACCGCCACUUCAUCGUAGACUGCGACUUCAUCAAGGACGUGUGGAGCACUCUCCAUGCGGUCAUGGCCCCCUUGGGCUACCUCUACUCGACGCCGAAGACGGCCUCCGACAUGCACCGAGCCGCGUUCCGCUACCUCUGGCCAGUGCUCCGCGCCUGCGUCUGGUUCAACGUCUGGCGCGUCCGCAACGAUCGCGUCUUUCGCGCCGACCUCCCACUGCCAAGUCCAUGGACGAUUGCCGUCAAAGCGGCGCGUGUCGCUCAAAUGCACUUGCACCACAGCCUCGUUCAAAAUCCCGGACAGAUAGCUCUCUGUCGCCUUCUCCGGCUCCUCGCUCAACACGAGUGGCCGCGCCAGCACCUUGCCCCGCGGAUCGCGCUCCUGCCUCCGCCGGCCUAG
Molecule: messenger RNA, 1162 nt
Organism: Saprolegnia diclina VS20
Lineage: Eukaryota; Oomycota; Saprolegniomycetes; Saprolegniales; Saprolegniaceae
Exons: 4
Coding region: 14-1162 (382 amino acids)
Source: RefSeq, a predicted model, not a curated record